AUGGAGGGGCUGCAAGCUGAGAAAAACCAGAAGAUGAAUAGACAAAAGAAAAAGCCACAAAGAGUAUGGAAGCCAAUUCAAAAACCUGAUACUCAGAAUCAGAAUGCUGGGAGCAGGACAAAUAUCUUGAAUGAAUAUUUGCAGGCUGAUGAUGCUUGUCAGAAACCUCAGUUAUUGCAGCCAGGGAAGGAGAAUGUUCUCACUCUUACCAUGGAUAAGCUUGGAUUUUGGAAUAUAAGAGGUCUAAAUAAAGCUAGCAAGCUCUGUGAUGUCCUUUGGUUUAUUAGACACCAUGGAGUGGGUUUAUUUGGACUUCUUGAAACAAAGGUGAAGGCUGGGAAGUUUGGUGAUGUUUUUAGUAGGCUUGGAAGUGUCUGGUCUGUAUGUGCUAACUACCCUUACCAUAAAGGGGGUAGAAUUUGGGUGGUUUGGUUAUCUCAGUUCUUUGAUGUGACUGUGGUAAGAUGUGAAGUUCAAUUGAUUCAUGUUUAUGUAGUUCACAAAGCUACUGGGUUGAGUUUUGAUUGUACUAUGGUGUAUGGUCUGAAUACUACUGGAGCUAGAGUACAGCUUUGGGAGCAGAUUGUUGAGCUCAGUAAUAAGGUGAAAGGUCCUUGGAUCUUGCAAGGAGACUUUAAUAGUGUGCCGAAUCUGAAUGACAGAAUAGGGAGCACUGUGUCCUUAGCUGAGGUUGAGCCUUUUAGAUCUUGUCUAAGGCAUGCUGGGCUCACUAAUUGGGCUACAAGAGGAAUGUUUUAUACUUGGAAUAAUAAACAGGAAGGCAAGGAUAGGGUUUGCUCAAAGAUUGACAGGGUUAUAGUUAAUAAUGAUUGGAUGGUGAAAUUUGCUGAUAUGCAAGCUACUUUUUUCCCUGAGGGGUUAAUGGAUCAUAGCCCUUGUGUGAUCAAUUUGUUUGAUUCUGGUAAUCAUACUAAAAAGCCUUUCAGGUUUGUGAAUAUCUGGGUAGAUUCCCCAGACUUUCUUCCUGGGAUUAAGGAUGUUUGGUGUAAAAUGGUCUCUGGUACUCCUAUGUUCCAAUGUGUGAGGAAGCUGAAAGAGGUGAAGCACUUCCUGAAAGAAUCCAAGAUGGGUAGGUUCUCUUGUGUGGAAGUUGAUGAUGCAAUUGCUGAGAAAUAUCUUGCAGAUAUCCAGAUUAAGCUGCAAAGUGAUCCUGGGCAAGUGUGUGAUGCUUUUCUUCAGUAUUAUCAAGGGCUUCUUGGUACUAAGACUCAAAUGAAUGGUAAUAUUCAUCAUGGAGUUAUCUCUGAAGGUAAAGUGCUUUAUGAAGAUCAGAGCAUCAAUAUUUGCAGGGAGUUUUGUGAGCAGGAUGUUAAGAGAGCUUUGUGGAGCAUUGAGGAUGACAAAGAUCCUGGACCUGAUGGGUUUUCCAGCAAGUUUUUCAAGGCUACCUGGAGUUUGGUUGGUCCUGACAUCACCAAAGUUGUUCUAGAUUUCUUUAGUUCAGGUAACCUCCUUAAGCAGAUUAAUGCUACUACCCUUACUUUGAUCCCUAAAGUUGAGCAUGCUAAUAGGGUCACUCAAUUUAGACCAAUUGCUUGUUGCAAUUUGGUGUACAAGAUCAUUUCUAAAAUGAUUUGUGAUAGAUUGAAGGAAGAUAUGCUUAAAGCUUAUAGUAUUAAGAGAAAGCCUCCCAGAUGUACUAUUAAGGUUGAUCUGAGGAAGGCUUAUGAUUCUGUCAAUUGGAGAUUUAUUCAUGAGAUGUUGACUGCUCUUAAUUUCCCCUCCAAGUUCAUCUCUUGGAUCAUGCAGUGUGUGACCACUCCUUCUUUCUCUCUGCUGCUCAAUGGUGGUUCUUAUGGCUUUUUCAAAGGGAAAAAGGGUGUGAGGCGGGGUGAUCCUAUGUCCCCUCUCUUUUCUGUGAAACUCCUUAUUAGAGCUUUGAAAACUUUUGAGGCAAGAUCAGGGCUUCAAGCAAACCUUGAUAAAACAAUAAUUUACUUUGGGAAUGCUCAGCAGCAGGUUCAGGAUAGUAUAUUGAUGAAUUCUAGUUUUGUCAUUGAUGAUAUGCCUUUUAGGUAUCUUGGUAUCCCUCUAAAUGCCAAAUAUCUGAAAGUGAGUGAUUAUGAUAGCCUGAUUGAUAAAAUGUUGAUGAGACUGCAAUGCUGGAGUAGCAGAAACCUGUCCUAUACUGCUAGAGUUACCCUUAUUAAUUCUGUCCUUAUGAGUUUGCAUACAUAUUGGGCUCAACCCAAGAGGUUUGGUGGCUUAGGUAUUAGACACUGCAGAAAUUGGAACAAAGCUGCUCUGGGAAGCUAUGUCUGGAAAAUUGCAAAGAAAUCUGAUUCAUUAUGGGUUAGAUGGGUUCAUUCUGUCUAUAUCAAGGAUGAGGAUUGGUGGGAUUAUAAACCAAAGAAAGAUGCUGGUUGGGCCUGGAAGCUGUUAUGUAAGGUCAAAUAUGAGCUUAGAGAGGGGUUUGAGACUGAGGACUGGUUAAAUAAAAGAUACAGAAUCAAAGAUGGCUACAAAUGGCUUCAGGGUAACAUGGACAAAGUAAAUUGGUAUGCCUGGGUUUGGAAUCAUUUCAACAUUCCUAAGCAUACCUUUAUCAACUGGCUUUCAGCUUUGGAUAGGUUCAGAACUAGAGACAGGCUAGUUCAGUUUGGGGUCUGUGACUCUAAUGAUUGUCUUCUGUGUGGUGAGGAUGCUGAAACCAGCAACCACCUUUUCUUUGUUUGCAAUUAUAAUGCAAAGCUGGAAGAACUGGAAAAGAAGAGGCCAGGUAAAAACUGUAUUCAGCAAAAAGUGAUCCUGGCUUGCCUGUCUGCAAUUGUAUACAAUAUCUGGAUGGCUAGGAACCAUGCUUUCUGGUAUAAAGCUGUUCUCAGGCCGGAUUUACUAUCAAAAGGUGUAAAGAGAGAAGUUGUGACUAGAUGUCAGCAGAUGAUCAAUCACACAUGGAAGAUUGAAGAUUGUAAAUGGUUGCAGCACCUCAAGUCAUGCAUUUAA
Molecule: messenger RNA, 2967 nt
Organism: Chenopodium quinoa (quinoa)
Lineage: Eukaryota; Viridiplantae; Streptophyta; Magnoliopsida; Caryophyllales; Amaranthaceae
Exons: 7
Coding region: 1-2967 (988 amino acids)
Source: RefSeq, a predicted model, not a curated record